Molecule: messenger RNA, 3060 nt
Organism: Neomonachus schauinslandi (Hawaiian monk seal)
Lineage: Eukaryota; Metazoa; Chordata; Mammalia; Carnivora; Phocidae
Gene: UNKL
Product: unk like zinc finger
Exons: 6
Coding region: 328-1005 (225 amino acids)
Source: RefSeq, a predicted model, not a curated record
GCGGUGGACGGUGAGUCAGCAUCGUCAGCCCCUCGCCGUCUGGGUGUGGGUCGUCGUUAUGCGGAACUGGCUGUGCACCCCGGGCGAGGUUCUGCUCUGGAGCUUCAUCUCUGUGAUGUCGGCCUCACAGCUCUAGACAGAGAGCUGGAAGAGCAUGACAGUGGCGACCUGGGCCCGACAGGUCCGAGGUCACUGGGGGGCUCAGCACCCGUCAGCAUCCCGGGCUGCCUGCCCCGCUCCCCAUCCCUGCACUCGUCCUCAUCGCUGUCCACCUCCCCGCUCAGCUCGCUCUCCCAGUCCCUGUCGGGGCCACUCGUCUCCUCAGCCAUGACGCCCCCCCAGCAGCCGCCGGCCCUCAGAUCGGAGCCUGGAGCGCUGGGCUCCUCAGCCGCGUCCUAUAGCUCCUUAGGCUUGAACGGCGUCCCCGGGAGCAUCUGGGACUUUGUUUCCGGCAGCUUUUCUCCCAGCCCGUCCCCCAUCCUGAACACCGGCCCUGCCCCGUCCUCAAGUGCGAGUCCGAACAGCACGGAGCUGGCCCGCGUCAGGCGGCAGCUGGACGAGGCCAAGAGGAAGAUCAGGCAGUGGGAGGAGUCCUGGCAGCAGGUGCAGCAGGCCUGUGACGCGUGGCGGCGGGAGGCGAAGGAGGCGAAGGAGCGGGCCCUGGCCGCAGACAGUGCGCGGGACCUGGCGCUGCAGAAGAAGGAGGAGGUGGAGGCCCAGUUCCGGCGGCUCCGGGAAGAGCUGGAGGGCCGGGGGCUGCAGCGCUGUGCUGACCUGGGUGCCGUCCCUCUCCCCAAGCUGCACUCCCUGCAAAGUCAGCUGCGCCUGGACUUGGAAGCCGUGGAUGGGGUGAUCUUCCAGCUGCGAGCGAAGCAGUGCGCUGUGUGCCGGGAGCGGGCCCGCGGCGCCGUCCUCCAGCCUUGCCAGCACCGUGUGCUCUGUGAGCCGUGCGCCGCGGGCGCGCCCCCUUGCCCCUACUGCGAGGGCCAGCCCCUCCCAUGGUGACUGCUCCGGUGCCCCCACCCCGGGCUCCGGCCUGCUUCUCUCGAACCUCACGGGCGCACCUCCAGAGCCCACCCGGCCGGCCCCACGGGCUCGGGAAUGACGCACUGUGACCCCGCCAAGCACUUUGUAAACCGGGGGCGUUAGACAUUCUGAGUUGGUAUAAGCUGCUUUCUAGGUUCGUGUUUUUUUAAUAUGCGAUAAUGCGAAGCUUUGUAUGUGAACUGUGAACUUCCACCAUUUCCUAUCAGUUUAUUAAUUCAUGGUAUGGUAAAAGUCUUAGAUUUCUUAUCCUGAAAUUAGUACUUAUGAAAUGAGCGUUUAUCUAGUAGUGAGAAAUGCCUAGGAUUUUUUAUAGUUUUCAAAUUAAGUGCAAAUAGUAUUUAUAGCAGUGAUACCGAAAGACACAUUUAGAGGUUUUCAAUUUUGUGAAAGGGACUCCUAAUUGCGUACACACGCACAUUAAUUGGAGUUUUAUAUUCCAGGACCAUGCAGUGGCGCUGAGCCCGAUCGUGCUCUGUGACCUGCGGCCGCUUUUCUAAGUGCCUGAGCCUCGCACGAGGGGCGGAGGGCGCCCUUCCCUUGAGUUUGUAUGUUCCUCUGAGGGGAAGUGCGGCCCAGGGCCCCGAUGGCGGAGGCUCUCACAUUAACUUCACAAAGCCGUGCCUGAGCCUCUGUAGCCUCGCGAGCUUGCUGGGAGGGUGUCCUGAGGCCAGAGGCUUGCCCACGGCCGCUCCCUGCAGCUGGAUGGACGCCAGCUUGCAGGGGUGAGGCUUCCAGGCUGCAGGGUAGCCUGGCGAUUACCAGAGCCACCCUGGUGACCCCGGGCUUGCAGAGAGCGCCUGGCCGUGGCAGAAACGCUCCUGAGAACAGGUGUGGUUUUGGUGAGGACUUGAAUCUUCUCUGGCCUGCAUUGGGUCAUUUUUCCUAGAAAUCUGGGGAGAAGCAAAGGAUGUCUGUAGUUGACCCAGACUUUGUUCUCCGUGCGGCAGCCGUAGCUGGCCCUCUGGCCUGGAAGUCUCGGCCCACCCGUGGCUUUGCCAAAGACGUUUAAUAGCAUUUUGUAAAGUGCAAAGUGGCUCGGUAAAAAUUUUUAUCAGUAACCAAAUAUUUACUAUAGUAAGAGGUUGAAAACCUUUUUUAACGUAAGACACACCGAUAGCUGUUUAAAGGUGGAUCCAUGACGUUCUGCAGCUAGUCCAUUACUAAAGGUGACUAUUGAGUUGGUUUUAGUGAAUCUACUUUGUUUUUAAUGAUAGUGAUGAUUAGCUCUUAGAAAUGACAUAUUUUGUGCUACUGUUACCACCGUUUAAAAUUAUUUUUAUUAAUAUUUAUGCACUUGUUUCCCAUUUCAGGCCUAUGGUCUUCUUUGGGAAACAGGACAAUGUUUAUUACCAAUAAGUAGCCUAGGCGUUUUCAAAUUAUAAACAAUUAAGGACAGUUAAGCUUGAGGUCUAUGUAUAAGCUACUCUGGUCGGUUCUUGUUGUGCAGUGAGAGACUGGAGCUGUGGCGCCAUGGGGACGACCUCCCCUCCCCCCGCACCGGUACGUGCGCUGAGGCCAAGUGUGCUGCGAGGACCCCCAAGAAUCUCGCAAGUGGAACUCUUAGGGCCCCCAGGGGACUGCUCGUUGGGUCCUCCCCACCUGUGUCUUGGUGGCCUAGGCCCUCCGAGGGAGCCUUCCCUGCCCCGCAGGCAUCCCGGGGCCUCGCCGUCCUCGGUUCGGCUGUCGUUCUGCCUCUUGGCUCUCGUGGUCUCGGUCCAGCCUCCGCUGUUUGUGUAACUGGGGUCGCAGGAGACCUCGGCUCAGUGUGGAUGCUUCAUGUGGAUUAAUUUAUGGAAGCCUCGAUCUAGGUUUGUUCUGAGUAUUUAGAUGAGAAUGUUACUGGAAUGGAACUUUCUUAACCCAGAAGGUAGUAUUUAUAAUGCGUAAUCAUUUACUUGUAAUGAAUUGUUUCAAGUUAACACUUGUUUAAAUUUUUUUACACUACAGCAUUUAUGCAAUGGUUUACAGAAUUCAUGGAAUUAUUUUUAUCAGUACAGGAAUUAAAACUUUGCA